CUCCCUCAGUUGCCCAGGGCACGCAUACACACAUCCUCUUAUAUACACACUCGCAGCUGUUGGUACUUCUCUCUCUGAUGAUGGCCGAGGAAUGAAGUCAGCAGAAUCAGUGGUCUGAUGGCAGCUUGACCAAAGAGCAUCUACAUGGAAAAUCUGGACAGACAAGUGGACCGACUGGUUUUCUGAUUGGCGCCUGGCCCUCACUUUUUGUUGUUCAUAUCCUGCGAUUUCUCUCUGCCGCCUCCUGGUCUCUCUCUGGGAGUCGGUGUUGUAGUUUUGAGCGCAGGCACUGGGCAACAGAGGAAAGCAAAGACAUGUGUUUUGCGUCAGCCGCCUACUACUGCUGCCUGUUCUCUCCCAUUCACUGACCAAAGAGGAAAUACAAGGUGACAGUUGGUGCAGCAGCCAGAGAGUGAGCAAGUGAAGCGAAGCAGGCAUGAGCGUGGCCAGCCAUCAGGGGGUGGUGACCACCCCUCCUCCAUCCGGUGGAGGGACCAAAGAGCGCUACUUUGACCGGGUCAACGUCAAUGAUCCAGAGUACAUCAAGGCCAGGAACAUGUCGCCUGAUCUCCGGCAGGACUUCAACGUUCUGGAGCAGAAGAAACGAGUCACACAGAUACUACAGAGCCCCGCCUUCAAGGAGGAGUUGGAGAGUUUGAUCCAGGAGCAGCAGCGAAAGGGAAACAAUCCCACUGGCCUGUUGGCCCUCAGACAGAUCGCUGACUUCUUCAUGGCUAGCUCAGUGGCUGGUUUCAACACCUCCCCUCUCAGUCUGGGGAUGGUCACUCCCAUCAACGACAUGUACGGAGUGGACUCCACCUCGAUGGUGAAAGGCGAGAAGCUGACGCGCUGUAAACUGGCCAGCCUCUACAGACUUGUGGACCUGUUCAGCUGGGCACACUUUGGCAACUCUUAUAUCACAAGCCGAGUCAGUAAAGAGCAAGACCACAUCCUCAUCAUCCCCAGAGGGCUGUCAUUCGCUGAGGCAUCUGCAUCAAACCUAGUGAAGGUCAACAUCAUCGGAGAUGUUAUUGAACAAGGCUCCACCAACCUGAGGAUCGACCCUGUAGGGUUCAGCCCUCACGCUGCCAUCUACUCCAUGCGUCCAGACAUCCGCUGUGUCAUACACGUGCACACUCCUGCCACGGCUGCUGUGUCAUCUAUGAAGUGUGGUAUCCUGCCCAUUUCCCAGGAGGCACUGAUCCUAGGUGAUAUCGCCUACUACAACUACCAGGGCAGCCUGGAUGAGCAGGAGGAGCGCAGAGAGCUGCAGAAAGCCUUGGGGCCUACUGCGAAGGUUUUGGUGCUGAGGAAUCAUGGCGUGGUUGCUCUCGGGGAGACCAUUGAAGAAGCAUUUCACUACAUCUACUGUGCCCAUUACGCCUGUGAAAUCCAGGUGAACGCCAUUUCAUGUGCUGGCAGCGUGGACAACCUGAUCAUUCUGGACCCAGAAAAGUACAAAUCCAGAGUGUUUGACGUCGCCACACCGGCUACUAUCAACAUGGCUGGCCAGUUUAAGUGGAAGACUGGGGAGUUGGAGUUUGAGUCUCUGAUGAGGAUGCUGGAUAAUCUGGGCUACAGGACAGGUCACACCUACAGGCACCCCAUCGUCCGGGAGAAGCCGAGGCACAAGAGCGAUGUGGAGAUCCCCGCCACCGUCUCCGCAUUUAUGUUUGAGGAGGACGGGGAUGACGGUGCCACACGGCUGCCAUUCAAGUUCCUGCAGCCGCGACAGCAGAGGGACAAGACACGCUGGCUCAACUCGCCCAACAGCUACACCAAGGUCAGCGUGGACGGCGGAGAGGAGCGCUACAACAUCCGGACAACCACGUGGAUGAAGGCGGAGGAGACGGGAACCCCAAUCCGGAUCGAGGACCCCAACCAGUUUGUCCCUCUCAACACAGACCCCAGUGAGGUGCUGGAGAAGAGGAACAAAAUCAGAGAGCAGAACCGGUUUGAUAUGAUAUCAUCCGGGCCACGUUCCCAGCAUCUUGCAGGCAUCCCUGUUGAUGAACCACGACGGCCAUACGUGCCCACAGAGGAGGAGCAGAUGGCUCCCCUGCCCCCCAACCCCUUCAGUGAGCUGUCAGAGAAGGACCUGGAGGAGUACCGCAAGAACGUGGAGAGGGGGCAUCUGAGCCUCAGUGAUGGCGAGCACGAGCUAACCCCAGAUGACGGCUCCACUCUCUCUCAGUCUCUGUCUUUCACCCAGUCCCCGCAAAGCAGUCCUGCUAAAGAAGAGAUCCACAUGGCCCCGAUGAAUGGCAAAAACAACCACGGUGACGUGGACAAGGAGAUGUCCAAGCGUGUCAGCCAGCUGACCACCAGCAUAGAGAGUGUAGAGAUCACGGUGCGCUCUGGCGAGAAGAUCGAAGAGGCGCUGUCGCCCGAAAGCUCGCCCUCCAAGUCCCCCAACACCAAGAAGAAGAAGAAAUUCCGCACCCCAUCCUUCCUAAAGAAGAACAAAAAGAAAGAGAAGACGGAGGCCUGAGAGCGAACAGGCAGCAGGGGCGAGGUAGACAGGAAGCCUGUCUGCACAGAAGAAGAAAGAGGGGCAGCAGCCACCUGUUCUGUUUAAUGUCUGCUUUUAUUUUGUCUCCAUCAAUGUCCUAUUUUUGUUUUUAAUUUUGAUUUUUUUUUUUAGAAAAAAUGGUGCAAAGGGCAGAAGAAAGGAUUACAAAAAAUGAAUUGGUUUGUAACAAAAAAGAAAAGGUCUCGUCUACACAAAGAAUGAUAUUUGGGAAACUUAGGGUGGGUUUGAGGCCACAGAUUAAAAACUGCAGCAGAUGUGGAGUGGCUAGCAGCAGGUGUUGGGUGUCUGCACACCCGAUCACCUGUGCAGUACUCUAGCAGGGCUCCUGGGAAGCCGUUAACUGUCAUUUGAGGCCAUUUACGUAGAUCCUAAAUAAGUGGCUCCUCCUCUGUGCUGUUUCCCAGGCUCAAAGCAGAACCUGAAACCGCAUUGCAUAUUUCCUGCAUAUGAAAUGAUUGAAUUGCAGUCUAAGUGCUGUAAAGCUGCACAAGCUGAAAUUAAACCUUUUUUUGUUUGUUUUCUGUAAAGACUCCUCACUCUUUAAAGGUUUUUUUUGCAUUCUGGUCACCUGAGCCUGCAUAGGGAACUGAGAGGCCACAUGAAAUUUGAAGUCACACUGGAAAACUGGCCUCAACAUCAGCCGUGGGGUUUGUGUUGAUGUAUAUACUGUGAGAGAAGUUUUCUCUCUGCCUCAUUCUCUAACACUCUUAAGGCUUCAUUAGGCACAAGCUUCUAAUACAAACCUUUCAGCUUGAUGUGGUUGAACUGCAGAUGAGUUACUGGUGAGCGACUGGAAGUGUGUCACGACUAAGUUGGCAUUAUCUCAGAGAGCUGCUCAGCCACUUUUAAUAUUUAUGUAGCAUUUUCAUAUAAUCUCAUCUUCAUCUCAUUUUUUUUCCAAACAUAAUGGAAGAGUGCAAAAAACAAACAAUCUCAUUUUAGUAAAGGGUCACUUUUUGUGUCUGGUUUGACAUCUCAUGAAAAUGUAUCUUUUUUUACACAAAUUUGGUAUUAGUAUUAGUACUCAUUGCAUGUUUUCUCGUUUCACAAGAACUCAAUUUAUAUGGCUGACUAUGUUCUGUAGUGAGACCUGAUUGCUCAAAUUAUAUUCUAGUCUUCAGAGUACACAAAUUUACUAUAUAACACGUAUAUGAGAGCUGGAUUACAUUGGCUAUAGAUUUUUUAACUGUAUUUAUUUUAUUGUCCUGCACUUUUCUUAUAACAAGUUUCAGUUGCAGGUGGUUUCGCCAGUGAAGGAGAUUGUGAAGUGUUCGGUAAAAGUAGAGCAAGUAGCAAGCAAAACAUGGUGACAGGUCAGGACCCAGAAAGUGAGCUGUUGGUCGCACAUGAGAAAUGAUCUCAAUUGUUCAACUCAAAAAUUAAAAAAACAGGAAGUAUAGUACUGCACUGCUACAUCAAGCUAUCUUCCAUUACCAGUUUGUGGAGUUGGGAGCGGUGAUGUCUCUGGUGUGUUUGUGUGUGUGUCUCUAAAGCCAUAUUGUAAUUUUUUUCACUGUUUUCUUUUUCAUUGAUGAAACAAGGGUUGUGAUUCUCGUUUGCUUGCUCGGGCGUCAAGGACCCUAUCAAGACUUCUCUCAAAUUACCCCAGUGACUGCAUCGACACCCCUCAGGUUCCAAAACCUUUAUUUUCAGUAGCUACAUUCACAGCAGCCAUGCUUCCUCACAUAACUUGCCAUUUAUUUUGUCCUGGAACCGGAAGAUUAUAAAGAGGUCAUAUGGACAUUUUAUUUUUAUUUGAUCUCUGUGUGAACCCGGUUGUCAUUUCACUUUCUAAAGCCUCCCCUUGCGUAAUUUCUUGGGUAAAA
Molecule: messenger RNA, 4359 nt
Organism: Monopterus albus (swamp eel)
Lineage: Eukaryota; Metazoa; Chordata; Actinopteri; Synbranchiformes; Synbranchidae
Gene: add3a
Product: adducin 3 (gamma) a
Exons: 15
Coding region: 437-2491 (684 amino acids)
Biological process (GO): barbed-end actin filament capping
Cellular component (GO): postsynaptic density; cytoskeleton; plasma membrane
Molecular function (GO): actin filament binding
Source: RefSeq, a predicted model, not a curated record